This is a messenger RNA of Capronia coronata CBS 617.96, 810 nucleotides long. RefSeq lists its product as uncharacterized. Gene Ontology annotation, molecular function: oxidoreductase activity. The coding region runs from base 1 to 810 and encodes 269 amino acids. Lineage: Eukaryota; Fungi; Ascomycota; Eurotiomycetes; Chaetothyriales; Herpotrichiellaceae. The transcript has 4 exons. The record is from RefSeq and is a predicted model, not a curated record. Gene Ontology annotation, cellular component: cytosol.
AUGGGCAAACGCCUCGCAGGCAAGACAAUCCUCAUUACCGGUGCCUCAUCUGGGAUCGGACGCAGCGUGGCCUUCGAAUUUGCACGAACAUCACCUCAAGACCUCAAACUCAUCCUGACUGCCCGGAGAAUUGACCAACUCAAGGCAAUUGCGGCCGAAAUAGAAAACGAGGUUGGCUCGGGUGUCAAGGUCCUUCCCGUUCAACUCGAUGUCAGCAAGAGCAGCCAAGUUGCAGGUUUCGUCGACCGAUUGCCUGCCGACUUCAGAGAGAUUGAUGUUCUCGUCAACAAUGCUGGCCUCGUCAGGGGCGUUGCCAAAGCCCCAGAGAUCGCGGAGGACGACAUCGAGGUCAUGUUUGCAACCAACGUCACCGGUCUAAUCAACAUGACCCAGGCCGUCUUGCCGCUCAUGAAGGCACGAGGCGAAAGUGGUGCCGGCGACAUAAUCAACAUUGGCAGCAUUGCCGGCCGAGAGCCUUAUGUCGGAGGUAGUAUCUACUGUGCGACAAAAGCGGCUGUCAGAUCAUUCACAGAGGCUCUGAGGAAGGAGUUGAUCGCGACGAGAAUCAGGGUCAUUGAGGUUGACCCAGGCCAAGUCGAGACGGAAUUCUCCGUCGUUCGAUUUUACGGUGACAAGUCCAAGGCCGAUGCUGUUUAUUCCGGCUGUGAACCUCUGACGCCCGAAGAUAUUGCUGAGGUUGUUGUCUUUACUGCUGGCCGGCGUGAAAAUGUGGUCAUUGCCGACACUUUGAUCUUUCCAAAUCAUCAGGUACGAUGGAGCCCUGUCCAGCACGUGUCAGUGCGCAAGUGA